CAAUUUAGGGAAGCUAAAAGCUGGGUUUCACUCGCCAAACAUAAAGCUUUAAUAAAUGUCAUAUGCACAAAAUCCAAAUAACAGUCCAAAGGUUUGUCGCGUCGAAUUAUCAUUUUAAUUUUUAUAACAUGGACUCUAAUUUUAAUGAGUUCUGUGAUAUUGGCUCAGAUAAUGAUUCAACAUCUGAACAUGAAGACGAAUCUGAACAGUUUCAGUAUGUUGUUUUAUCAACUGAGCAAAUAAUGCAACAUAUGAUUGAAUGUAUACUAGAAGUUAACACUGUCUUCCAGAUUCCUCCUACGAUCACCAGAAUUUUAUUAAACCACUUUGAAUGGGACAAACAAAAACUCUUUGAAAGGUAUUAUGAUGGCGAUCAAGAGACUUUAUUUAAAGAAGCUCAUGUAAUUGAUCCCUUUAAAGAACCAUUAGAUUCAUCUAAGGAUUCCCGAUUAAAACUGCAAACAUUAGAAUGUGAAAUAUGUAUGAUGAAUAUGGCUUCCACUAUGAUGACUGGCAUAGCUUGUGGUCAUCGGUUUUGCACAGAAUGUUGGAGUGAAUACCUUACAAACCAGAUUAUGGAUCAAGGAAUAAGUCAAAUAAUUAGUUGUCCUGCUCAUGGUUGUGAUAUUCUUGUUGAUGAUCAAACUGUUAUGAAUUUAAUUACUAAUCCUAUAGUGAAAUUGAAAUAUCAGCAUCUUAUCACUAACAGUUUUGUUGAGUGUAAUAAACUGUUAAGAUGGUGCCCACAGCCAGGUUGUAACUUUGCUAUUGCCGUGCAACAUGUGGAUGUUCAGCCUGUGACUUGUGAAUGUCUGCACACUUUUUGUUUUGCUUGUGGAGAACGUUGGCAUGAUCCCGUUAGUUGUAAUUUAUUGCAAAGAUGGAAGACAGAGCGUGACAAAGAUGUAGCAUCACUCACUUGGAUUAAUAGGAAUACAAAGGAAUGUCCAAAAUGUAAUGCAUCUAUUCAAAAAAAUGGCGGCUGCAACUAUGUUAUUUGCAACAAUAAGAACUGCCAACAUCGUUUCUGUUGGCUUUGCCUUAAAUAUUGGAAAGUUGAAUUGUCUUGGCACUCAUGUAAUCGCUAUGAUAAGCAAAAGAACAAAAUAGGUAAUACCGCUAAAAAAAAGUCUAAUGUUGCUCUUCAAAGAUGUCAGUUCUACUAUAAACGUUAUCUUAACCAUGAGCAAAGCUUAAAAUUUGAACACUUGCUUUAUGCCUGGGCUAAAGUUAAAAUGGAGGAAAUGAUGCGACAGCAGUUGUCUUGGAUAGAGGUAAAGUUUCUUAAAACAGCUGUAGAUGUAUUGUGCAUGUGUCGUCAAACGCUCAUGUUCACUUAUGUCUUUGCACAUUUCUCCAAUAAAAGUAAUCAAUUUGCUAUAUUUGAACACAACCAAAGAGAUUUGGAGAGAGCAACAGAGUUGUUGUCUAAUAAAAGAGAUGUAACAAAAGAAAAUGUCUUAGACAUUGUGCAAAAAGUUCGAGACAAAUACAAAUACUGUGAAAGGCGACGUAAAGUGUUGUUGGAUCAUGUUCGUGAAGGAUAUCAAGAAGGAUGGUGGGAAUGUAUUGCUCCACCCUCAGAACAUCCUGAGCCUUCAACUCUGAGAAAAUUUUUGAAUACGUUUAAUUUGGGAAAUUAUUUAAUUUGGCUUUGGGAUUACCUGUAACAGAAAUUGCCAAACUUAAUCAGAAAUUAAAUAUUUUUUAUAGCCCAACCUUGAACACUGCCUGCUGAAAAUUAUUUGUCCGUGUAUGUAACUGUAAAAACUGUCCAAAUAAAUUAUGUUUAGCUAAAAAUCUACUCCUAUGAUAAAAAAAGGUAAAACUGUUUGUAGUGUGAUUAAAUUUAUUAUUCAACAUUGCCUGUAACAGUAAAUACAGUAGGGAAUCGAUUAUCCGGAACGAUCGGGACCCUCUCUAUUCCGUAUAACUGAUUUUUCCAGUUUUCUGAAUCGCUACAAAAAGUCGCUUUUUUUAUUGUUAAACCCAACUAAAAAAAAAUUUGGAAAUAAUCUUAAGAAGAAGAAUAAACGAUGAAGUAAUACACUAAUGAUUAUUUCCAAAAUGAUGGUAAGGUAAAUAUCUUUCAAAAAAGAAAGAAAAAUCCUAAAAUCUUAUGAGGAAAAAAAAAAUUUUAAAAAUGGCCGGAAAAUUUAUCGAAUUUUGAUCCGGUUUUUUGGUUUUCCGGUUUUUUGAUUUCCGGAUAACGGGUUCUGUGCUGUACUUCUAAGUGCAUGUGUGUUUCUAUGUGAAAACUACCUCGUGUUAUUUGUGAAAAAGUCUUUCACCAAUGCAUAAAAAAAUUACAUUAUUAUCAUCAACACUGUCAUUUACCUUUCUGCAUUCUGUAUUUAAAGGGGAAAAUUUUUUUCCU
This is a messenger RNA of Parasteatoda tepidariorum (common house spider), 2377 nucleotides long. RefSeq names its product E3 ubiquitin-protein ligase arih1. Gene Ontology annotation, molecular function: zinc ion binding; ubiquitin-protein transferase activity. NCBI's taxonomy places the organism in Eukaryota, Metazoa, Arthropoda, Arachnida, Araneae, Theridiidae. The record is from RefSeq and is a predicted model, not a curated record. Gene Ontology annotation, biological process: protein ubiquitination.